AUGGAGUACCAGAACAAGGAGGUGGAUGCUCUGGUCCAGAAGAUCACCGGACUUCACGCCGCCAUCUCCAAGCUGCCGUCGCUGAGCCCGUGCCCCGACGUGGACGCGCUCUUCACCGACCUGGUCACCGCGUGCGUCCCAGCGAGCCCCGUGGACGUCACCAAGCUCGGCCCGGAGGCGCAGCAGAUGCGGGAGGGCCUCAUCCGUCUUUGCUCCGAGGCCGAGGGGAAGCUGGAAGCUCACUACUCCGACAUGCUCGCCGCCUUCGACAACCCGCUGGACCACCUCGGCAUGUUCCCCUACUACAGCAACUACAUCAACCUGAGCAAGCUGGAGUACGAGCUCCUGGUGCGCUACGUGCCGGGCGGCAUCGCGCCGGCCCGCGUCGCCUUCAUCGGGUCCGGCCCGCUGCCGUUCAGCUCCUUCGUCCUCGCCGCGCACCACCUGCCCGACACGGUGUUCGACAACUACGACCUGUGCGGAGCCGCCAACGAGCGCGCCAGCAAGCUGUUCCGCGCGGACACUGACGUGGGCGCGCGCAUGUUGUUCCACACGGCGGAUGUCGCCGACCUAGCCGGCGAGCUCGGCGCGUACGACGUCGUCUUCCUGGCCGCGCUCGUGGGCAUGGCAGCCGAGGAGAAGGCGAAGGUGAUCGCCCACCUCGGCGCGCACAUGGCGGACGGGGCGGCCCUCGUGGUGCGCAGCGCGCACGGGGCGCGCGGGUUCCUGUACCCGAUCGUCGACCCCGAGGACAUCGGGCGAGGCGGGUUUGAGGUGCUGGCCGUGUGCCACCCUGAUGACGACGUGGUGAACUCCGUCAUCAUCGCACGCAAGUCCAACGACGACGUGCAAGCCGAUGGCCUCCAGCACGGGCGUGGACAGCACGGGCGCCGUGCGGUGCCGGUGGUCAGCCCGCCGUGCAGGUUCGGUGAGAUGGUGGCGGACGUGAGCCACAAGAGGGAGGAAUUCGCCAAAGCAGAAGUGGCCUUCUGAUCGAUGCGACGGAAGCAAUAAGCCAAUAAGGACGUGCCGUGCAUGCUCUCCCUGCUUGGUCGUGUGCAUCCAAAU
Messenger RNA from Lolium rigidum, 1068 nucleotides. RefSeq names its product probable nicotianamine synthase 2. The record is from RefSeq and is a predicted model, not a curated record. Gene Ontology annotation, biological process: nicotianamine biosynthetic process. Gene Ontology annotation, molecular function: nicotianamine synthase activity. The transcript has a single exon. NCBI's taxonomy places the organism in Eukaryota, Viridiplantae, Streptophyta, Magnoliopsida, Poales, Poaceae. The coding region runs from base 1 to 993 and encodes 330 amino acids.